Melampsora larici-populina 98AG31 is the source of this 792-nucleotide messenger RNA. RefSeq lists its product as uncharacterized. The record is from RefSeq and is a predicted model, not a curated record. Lineage: Eukaryota; Fungi; Basidiomycota; Pucciniomycetes; Pucciniales; Melampsoraceae. The transcript has 2 exons. Bases 1 to 792 code for a protein of 263 amino acids.
AUGCUUUUCACCACUUCAAUCCUCCACCUUGCUGUUUUCGCUGCUUGCACCAAUGGUCUAUCUAUCCAAGCUCGUCCAAGUUCUACCCAUGACGUAGCCAGACGUCAAAAUACCAAUAAUGGAAACGGUCAAAACACUCCUCCCAGAAAUAACCAAGCAAAUGGUAACAAUCAAAACACAGUCGGAAACAACAACUUGAAUAUCCAAGGUCAAGGUCAAGGUCAAAGUCAAGAAAAUGAGGAAGCUGAAGAACAAAACAAACCACCUUCACUCAAAACAAUUGCCAAGGCUUAUAAACAAGUCCACCACGAAGAGAAGAACUCGACUGCUGGUCCUAAUGAAACCAGUGAACUUGUUAGAAUCCUUGGUCAAGCUGUUGGUAGUAGUUCUGAAAGUGGUGAUCCUGCUGCUGUGGCCAGAGCUAUUGAGACAGCGUACGAAACUUACAAGAGUCGCAAUGGUGGAAAUACCAACGCUAAUAACGACGGCCAAACCCCUGUCGGCACCACUCAGAGGAGCGUAAACGUUGGUGCCAAUGGUGGAAGCAGCUCAGGAGCCGAUGGAAACUUUAAUUCAUCUUCUCAAAACCGCCAAAGCUCCCAAGCCAAUCAGAACAGCGCGAAUGGCAAUAAUAACUUCAAUUCUUCAGUCAAUUCUCAAUCAAACGGUCAAACCUUUCAAUCAAAUCAGAAUAACAACAUCAACAGAAAUGGUGAUAACAACUUCGGAUCAAACUCCCAGUCCAACUUCAACUCCAAUGACAACAACAACAACAACUUCAAUGGAAAUUAA